AUGAUGCUUAAGCACCGCAAUAUAGUGCGAUUUGUAGGCUACUGCUACGAAACAAAAAAUGAGUGUUUAGAGUACAAGGGGAAAUAUGUUUUUGCUGAGAUGGUGGAAAAGUUAAUUUGCUUGGAGUAUAUGCCCAACGGAAGCCUUGAUAAGUAUAUAUCGGAUGAAACUUCUGGACUUAAUUGGAGCACACGCUAUAAAAUAAUCGAGGGGAUCUGCUAUGGUUUACACCAUCUUCAUACAGAAAUUGAUAAGCCUAUUAUUCACCUGGACCUAAAACCUUCAAACAUAUUGCUCGAUGAUGGUAUGGUGCCGAAAAUCACAGACUUUGGUCUGUCAAGACUGUUUGGUCAACAAACUAUUUGCACCUCAUCUCGUGAUGGGACAUUGUAA
Triticum turgidum subsp. durum (durum wheat) is the source of this 393-nucleotide messenger RNA. The record is from the annotation of a GenBank genome assembly. NCBI's taxonomy places the organism in Eukaryota, Viridiplantae, Streptophyta, Magnoliopsida, Poales, Poaceae.